This is a messenger RNA of Amoebophrya sp. A25, 4947 nucleotides long. The record is from the annotation of a GenBank genome assembly. Lineage: Eukaryota; Dinophyceae; Syndiniales; Amoebophryaceae.
AUGGAUUUGGGUUUCGCAGCAGUAAACAAUCCGGAGGAGUGGGGUGACGAGAGCCCUCGGAAAGUCGUGGAGGCCUCUGACACGGUAAGAAUUCUUCGUGGUUGUACUAAGGCUAAGUAACAUAUUUGUUUUUUUGUCUUUGAGAUUGGUUGAGGAUAAAUGCAUGCUCAUGAUGAUUAGUCUGUUGUAGGUAUAAUACGCACGACACCAACAACAUCUUCAAAGAGAUUGCCCACCUUUUAGCACCUGCAGCAAGCGGAAAGAUAUCAGUCAGAUGACGCAAGCAAUGAGAAAGAGCACCAAUUGGAGACUUUUUCAACACAAAUAGCACGACUAGACGUGCUACUUCUACUACUGAAGGAUCUGCACUUCCUUCGAACUACCGUGACAGCAUUUGAUUUUUUUAGUAUCACUGUUGUGUUACUUCGCGUGCGUCGUGUUGCGUGACUUUCGCUUUUCGAAGACGAAGUAUCGAAAUCGAUAAGUAAAAGUUGUGCCUUCCGGUUCCACGCAAUUAACAAAUAUAUAUCAAUAUUAUGCAUCGUUUCAAUAUCACAAUUAGUUUGCUCAAAAGUAGUACGUAGUAGAUGUUGCUACUCCACCAACAUCACUUUCUAGUAGAGUAGAGGUAGUUCAGGUUUUUGUUCUAAGUAGAGCACGUUAUCAAUAACGUGCAACCUGCUCUGAGAAAGGACCCUCUCAAGGACCACCUGUCGUCAGAGACAUUCAGUGUCUGGUUUUGUUUAGGGUUUGAGCGCGAGUAUUCAGUAUCUUCUACAUAAAUUCCAGUAACACCUGUAAUCCUGUACCGCGGACAGCAGGACACGGGUGGCAGCUGUUGUUCUCCAACGGGGAUGACAUUCAUCCUCCUCAGGAAAUCGCGUCACCUUCGUGAAAGAACACACACGAUGACUGAAGUUCGCGUGUCUGUUUCAUCUGAAGUAGAGCGACAGUAAUCUUCUCUUCUAUUGUGAUGUGGAUCCAAAGAAAGAUCAGUGGUCGUUGUGACAUUGAGAAACAUGAACAUCAUGCCUGAUCGAUGUAAUGUCCUCGGGAUCUAGUGAGCCUCUGCCCAGAGAUGUAAAAUGUACGUCUUGCGUUGCCGACAUCAUCCCUUCUUACCCCAGCAUUGAGCCUUAGUUGAGCAUUACUCUCUCGCUCCGUUAUUUCUUCAAUGUAGUUUUGAAUGAAAGGUUUGCAUCAAGCGCAGCUCUUUUCAGUCACCAACAAAAGGAACCUCCACCACAUCUUCAUCAAGCAUGAUUUUGUCUUUCUUUGGCUCAUGAUCUUCCAUCUUCUUCACCUUGAAAUUCGAUCUACUAGAUGAACAUCAGUUGGAGACACUGGACCACGGACUACAUGUACCAUUAUCAAACCCUUGUACAACUAGAAGGACAACCAGGUGGCGAUGGGGGAAACGCGAAGUAAGCAGCACGGGCGGUUCUGGCGCUUGGCGUUCUUCAUGAUUUUCGCUGCAACUACUGAGCCCCCAUGUCAACUUCUCAUCUUCAUCUUGCAACUCGUUACCCCGAAUUACCACCGCAUUUUGUUCGCAAUCAAUAUUGACCACUUUCUCUCAGGUAAACGUCCCAGCAGAGCCAUUGAAGAGUACGGAUGCCGUUGCAGCAGCACCAGCCCCCGCGACGGGCCCGCCACCGGGAAAAAUGCGUAUUUUACUUCUUCUUUCUUUUCAUUUGUUGCUUCGUUCUUGUGUAAGCAGUGUCGUGUUUCUUGUGAUUGUCUAACCUGUGUUUCUCUUCAUUGGCACUUUCUUGAAAUCAACGUGCAUCACAUUCCCUUCCAAAAAUCCGUACCAACAGACAACGACAAGCGGACGCGAUAUUUCAUUAUCAAGUGCAACAACAAUAAAAACCUGGUAUCAAGCAUCCAGAAUAACGUGUGGGCGACGCAAAGACAUAACGAGAAGAAACUCAACGAAGCGUACUUAUUUUUCUGAUUCUUGUUAGAAGGUGGAAGAAGCCCAUCUACUUAAGCGUAUUUAUUUUUCUGAUCAUUGUUCGAAGAAGCUUCCUCAUCUAACAACUGAGAGUUCGAGCAGGAGGAACUUGUUCUACUUUCAAAAGGUCAUACAACUCUGACGAUUUCAUUCAUCGCACUUGUUGAACACCGUUCUCCUCAACGAAAAAUCUCCCAGCUCAUAUUCAUUAAAACAACAACACCUUCAGGUUACGGGUAUCACCAUAUGUCAUACUGCUGUUUUCUGUGAACCUUUCCGGACAUUUUCAAGGAUACGCAAGAAUGGUAGGGAAGUGCGGUCAUUCUACGACGCGGGAUCCGUUCAACGGAUUUGGAGCGUUGUUUGAUAUCAAGUACUAGUUUGCUUUUUGUUGCCUAGAUGUAUGAGUAUGUUGUUGGUGGGUUUUAAUUUUGCGUGGAUGGUGUAUCGUCACACAAUCUCAAUCUUCAUGAAUGAAUCAUCAGAAUUAUCGCCUUUCCCUUUGAAUCCUUCAGAUGGUUAAACGGCUCCACGAGGACUUGGAUUUCAAUGAGCACAAUCUUUUCUCAUAUUUCAGGUGGUUGAAGCUCCACGACUUGGAUUUCAAUGACGUUGCUGACGUGACAAAUGAGUGGAACAACAAUUUGAGUGUGAAGAUAUCACGAGAUGGACAGGAGUUGCCUAACAGUGUAGGCAAGAGGAUUUGUGAUUUGAUCGACCUGGGCGUUUUCAAGGCAGAUCCAGAAGCCUUCAUUGAGGAUGACGAAGAGCCCACCGUAGUCCCAGACGACGUCCCGGAAUUGGGACAGCCGUUGUUUCCAGAGAGCUACCAAUAUAACAGCAACCGAGGAGGUGGAGGUGGCCUCCAACAUCACAACAAUAAUAGUCAUGGGCAUCAUGGUGGAUACAACAAUAACAGAGGCGGAGGUGGACAACAACAUGGUUACGGCGCAGGUGGUGGCGGUUACGGAGGCUACAACCGUGGAGGCGGUAAUACUGGCUAUGGUCCAGACAGGGGAGGAUACGGCAAUUACAAUAGGAACGGACCGUAUGGAGGUGGUGGUCAUGGAAGCAAUCAAAUUUUCGGAAACCAUCACCAAAACCACAAUAACAACAAUAUGGGAGGACAUCAUCAGUACAACAACCAGCCACAUAGUAGUCAGCAUAAUGGUCCUAUAACGACGAAUAGGACGGGCGGGCCGCCAACGACUUAUGGAGCAGCGCCUGGUAGCCAGUACAGUACGACAAUAGCAGGCACUUCAGGUACUUGGACGACGAUAGCAAGCACUGGCUCAAGCGGACCAAACUAUGCCAACGGAUGGGGUGGCCAGCAAGUUGCAGCUCCAUCUUCGUCCACUGUAAUAGCGAAUGGCGGUGCACCUCAGCAUACCACAAUCGGCACUAGUUCGGGUAGUAUGAUAGCAACAUCGAGACCUAUGCAGGUCAUUUCGAGCACAGGCAACAACGUCGUGCCAGCGCAGGUGAUCUACGUCACAAAUAGCAAUCCUUCACCGGGAGGUUCAGCGCCCAUCCCUCAGGGCAGCACUAUUGUUACGACGAGCAAUGCGGGUGCUACAACUACAACUACGGGCCCUCCGCCAGGAUCAAUAGUGGUACAACAACAACCUCCACAACAGGUCUCUAGUGGAGGUGGACAAGCGAUAUCUGCGGGAGCGCCAUCGUCAAAGCCAGACUUCGUCAACAUGAGCUACGAUCAGUACUGAUUUUUAGAUUUUUGAUUUUGACUCUCGCCUCUUAAAUUUAAACUCGCUUUUUUGCUCUUUUGUUAUUCUACAUGCUCGUCCAUGAACUUCUCUUGCUUAAAUUCCUUGUACCAAUCUUCAGAUGUUGAGUAAAGGAAGGGAGAUCCUGUGGAUGUAACAAGAAAGAUUAACUGUGCUACUAGGCUGUAGUUGUACAGCAAUUUACUACUGGCGUUCGAACUACAUGGUCAACAUACAUUGUGUACUUCUUCUAACUGAAUUAUUUAAUAAUUCUUAGGUAUAUCGAGUGGCAUAAGGCGCAGAAACAACAGGGGGAGGGCGAUCUAAGCAGUUCAGAAGAAGGCUAAUCUGUUGAACAGGAGAAAAGUUGUUGGGGAAGUGAAGGUAGAGGAUCAUCAAGAGAUAGUAGCCCACUUUGGACUGCGCGGCGCCGUAGCCCACUUUUGCAUUUGCGUGGUUGUACCCAAUCGCCCAUACGCUGGUCCCUGGGCUCCACUUUGAAGCUGCAGUGCUCAGUUGCACACGCAUGUUGAUUGAGCCUAGUCCUAUGCAGCCAGUCUUCUGCAGCUGAACUUCAAUAGUAGAAGAAGAUCGUCCGCAACAUGUAGUGCUCAUCUUCUCAGGUAUCAGCAGUGGUACUCGCAGCAUGCCGCUAAGGAGUCAUCGGAUGAUGAGUUGAGCUCCUCGGAUGAUGGAAAGAAGAAAAAGCCAGCCGGUGUUUGGUUACCUGAUACCAUGCGAGCAACUAUGAUGAACGGAUGAAACAGGAUUAGUGCUGGUGUCGUGAGUGUUUGGACUUACGCGGUCGUGGAACAAGGAUGUUGGAAGCGAUGAUGGGUAUGACUGGAGGUGUCUUGAGGAAAGGGAUGCAGGAAGAAAAGACGUUCGAUCCAGUUGAACGGCUGGUGUGCUGAUUUUCCAAAGAUGAUGUCUCAACCAAAAUCUAAAAGACAAAGAGAAUAGAAGCAGUUACUUAGUUCAUCAUUUUGAAUUUGUUGCCGUUGUAAAAACCUUUUGAAAAAUAGCGAAACUAAAAAAAACGAGACCCGACUUUCUUGUUGAUAGUAGAUUAAACCUUAAAUUGAAUGACCCCCGGGUCGCGGGUACCCCUUAUUUGUUGGUUGCGGACCAAUCCGCUUUCCCCAGCUUUAAUGAUAUCAUGCCACAUUCCUGUCCCCAACCUAGAUUGUAAUGGAUUUAUUAUCGUGUCCAUUUGGUAUUUUGGGACAGCCGCAAGGCGCGCAGCCAACGGAGACUAAGAAGCAU